Molecule: messenger RNA, 1600 nt
Organism: Malus domestica (apple)
Lineage: Eukaryota; Viridiplantae; Streptophyta; Magnoliopsida; Rosales; Rosaceae
Source: RefSeq, a predicted model, not a curated record
AAUGGAUUUCCUUGCUUUCACUGAUUAUUUUUCUUUCAUGCAUGUUGGGUUUUUUUUAUAUUGAUUUUGGUCAUGUGAUUUUUGUUCUUCAUUUUACUUGGAUUUUGAGAUUAUGUUUCUGUUCUAUUUAGAUUUUUGUUUUCCUCUGCUGAAAUUACAUUUGGUUAAAUUUUGUCAAUUUCUUUUUGUGUGUAGAAAAUUUUAGCGUUGUUUUUGUGGCUAUUAUAUGACUGGCUGACAAAUAGUGCCUUUAGCACUGCCUUCUCUCUCACUGAGUCCUAGCUCAACCCCUUAUGAAAAUGUAAUAGCUAUCACUAACUUUUGUUUUUGCUGUCUUAUUGUAUUUCCCAUGUUGAGAGAUAGAACUAAAAGGACAGUAAAAUGCUCGAAUAAUGGAACAGAGUUGAGAUUAUGCCCGAGAUGUUACUGUAACAACUGCAAAUACAAGUUGAGAGGAAGAUCAUAUUCCUUUUGUGGUGCAGCUGGAGUUUGUUUUCGUAUGCGCUGCGUUUCGUUGUAUGGCCAUAUGAAGCUGCAGAUGCAAAUAUUUCUGAAGGUACAUGAUGAUCCUUCUAACGUUCCAGUUGAUGGUCCAACUCAAUGGUCCUGCAAAGAGCAACUUAUUGCUCUGUUUUAUCAAGCUCGUAAAAUUAUGGAGAAAUCCCUUGAUGAUUAUGCUUUAUUGCUUAAAACGGACGAUUUUGAUGGGUCAAAAUGGAGUUUUUGUCCGGACGAUCAGCACUUAGUGCUGAAAUACCUUUGGGGGAAAAUAACUUUCAGUCAGUUGCCAUUGACUGAAGUUGUUAGAGAGAUCGUAAUGCCAGGGAAUUCAGCCCCUUUUCCGUUCGACAUACCUCCGGGGUUCUUUCGGCACGGUCCGAAUAAAACAUCCGCUUUUUUCUUUGUGUUCACGGGUCCUGAACCGUUAGGAGAAGCUGACUGGUUGGUCAGGGAUGGAGAUAACUUUUGGCGACCCAUUGUUGGAUACCCAGUGAUGCCAUUGCCAACCAUGGGUAGUGGUCCACAUAAUCCUGUUGGCUUUGUAAGAGAUUGGGCUUUCUACCAUGUUGCUUUGCCUGGUACACCGGCUAUUCCAAAUGAUCUAUAUGAGAUGAGGGAGUACCGGGUUAAUCCUGUGUUAAUUCCGGACGAAAGGAGAAUUCCCUACGUUCAACUCAUGGUUGACAGGCUCCGAAUAAUUGAGAUAAAAAAUCGCGACCCGCAUCUGAGGGUUUCGCAGGCUGGUCGUUCAGUGCCCCCGAGCGGUUUGUAUGAUGUUGGUGAUGGAAUCACCGUUCUUCCGGCCGAUGCUCCGAUUGGAGCCUUCAAGCCUCCUUCCCAGAUCCAGAACCAGAUUGAUCAACCCCCAAUAAAUCAGCCUGUUCGACAGAGGCGCAGGCGUAGGGUAGAUUAAUUAGGAACAGGAAUCUUGAGGCUGCAUCUAAUCGAGCAUAGUUUUAUUUUAACGUAUUUAACCUUCUAAGUUACUUCUGUAUCCAACGUCUUCCCUCUGAGAGGAAGAAGACGGAAAAAAAAUUAAUCCCCAAUUUUAUAUUUAGUAAAAAAAAAUGCAAUUUUAUAUUUGGCUGAAGAACCUAAA